This is a messenger RNA of Sarcophilus harrisii (Tasmanian devil), 629 nucleotides long. It is a transcript of the gene BLOC1S1, whose product is annotated as biogenesis of lysosomal organelles complex 1 subunit 1. Gene Ontology annotation, cellular component: BLOC-1 complex. Gene Ontology annotation, biological process: endosomal transport. The transcript is spliced from 4 exons. Bases 107 to 484 code for a protein of 125 amino acids. Lineage: Eukaryota; Metazoa; Chordata; Mammalia; Dasyuromorphia; Dasyuridae. The record is from RefSeq and is a predicted model, not a curated record.
GCGUGACGUUAGCGCACGUGACGCGGAUGCCGCGGAUGCCGCAGAGGCCGAGGCCGUCGCCGCCGAAGCCGGAGAGACCUCGGCGAGCCCCGACCCCGGCCUGGCCAUGCUGUCCCGCCUGCUAAAGGAGCACCAAGCCAAGCAGAACGAGCGCAAGGAGCUGCAGGAGAAAAGGAGGCGAGAAGCCAUCGCCGCAGCCACCUGCCUGACCGAAGCCUUGGUGGACCACCUCAAUGUUGGUGUGGCCCAGGCUUAUGUCAAUCAGAGGAAGCUGGACCAUGAGGUAAAAACUCUUCAGGUCCAGGCUGCACAGUUUGCCAAGCAGACAGGCCAGUGGAUUGGGAUGGUGGAAAACUUCAACCAGGCACUCAAGGAAAUCGGGGAUGUAGAGAAUUGGGCUCGGAGCAUUGAACUGGACAUGAGGACAAUUGCCACAGCUCUGGAAUAUGUCUACAAGGGGCAGCUGCAGCCUGCCCCCUCCUAGCUUCUUUCUUGCUUCUCAGCAUCUACUCAAUUAGCAGCUCAAUCACUGAAUUCUGGGAUCUCUUCUGUCUCACUUAUUUUCAGCUAACUAGAGGAAGGGGAGGAGGUCAGCAAGAUCCUCAAUAAAGCAAGAGUAUCUGGUCAAA